UUUUAAUUUAUGGGAAGCAAAGCCGAGAAUUAAAUUGAAUAAUAUUCAGGAUAAGACUUUGGUGAUAAGAUAAGUUUUACAGUAGGUGUAAGUUACAUGUUAGGUAGAUUGUAUUUUGUAAAUUUAGCAUCAUCGAUUGGAUUAUUAAAGGGAGCAAUUGAAGGAUUUCCAAGAUAAUUGAACAUGCCUAAAAAAUUGAUUUUAAAUAAUUUCUUUAAUGCUGUAGGAAAACGUACAUCAACAUAUGGUUAAGCUGCUGCAAGUGCAAGCAUGCUUUAUUAUUUUGUUGGUGCAGGAAUGAAUCUCUUGUUUGAAGAUGAAUUAGCUGAUAUCAAUUAACUUAAAAAAAAUAUGCUUUGCGGUGCUAUUUCUGGAGCUGUAUAUAAAUCUACAUUGGGUAUAAUGAAAAUAAUAUUCAAAUUAGGGAUUGUCCCAUUUUUUGUAGGAGGAAUUGUUGGAGGAUCUUUGAUAGGAGGUCUUACACUUUUGGUAGAGAAUUUCAAUAGAAGAGGAAUUGUGGCUUUUGAAAUGAAAUUUUGAUAAGUGUUAUUUUGUUUUUUUAAUUAAUUUCAUAACUAAAUG
Paramecium sonneborni is the source of this 582-nucleotide messenger RNA. NCBI's taxonomy places the organism in Eukaryota, Ciliophora, Oligohymenophorea, Peniculida, Parameciidae. The record is from the annotation of a GenBank genome assembly.